This is a messenger RNA of Nothobranchius furzeri (turquoise killifish), 2090 nucleotides long. The record is from RefSeq and is a predicted model, not a curated record. Lineage: Eukaryota; Metazoa; Chordata; Actinopteri; Cyprinodontiformes; Nothobranchiidae.
CCUGCCGCCAGAUGGCGCUGUGGUAGCGGUGGGAUGUAUUCUGAGUCUGUGUGGAAGGUGAUGCUCCCGGUUUGAACGCGACGGGACCUGACUAGAAGGAUUCUUCCCGGUACCGGAGGUUAUCUGUGAGCGACGAAGUAACGGCGGCGCAGCAGCGGCUACAGGAUGGAGUCUAGGGUGUUGAUAUGCUGGCAGCAGCAGAAGGUGGAGCUCGAACAGGAAGUGUGUCGUCUCCAGGAGGAGUUGGCAGAGAGCCGAGCUGAGAGAGAGGAGCUCGAGUCCAGGAACAGAGCUCUGAAUGACCGGCUGUGCCGGACAAUGUCUCCUUCACUUGGUAUCUCCCUCAGAGAGGAGGAGGAGCAGAGGAGGUGGAAGAGGAAACUAAGGGAGGGCAGAGAGAGGGAGGCCCGACAGGCACUGCUGAUCCACCGCCUGCAGAACAAGGUGAUCGACUACAGGGACAGGUGUCAGAGCUUGGAUCUGCAACUUCAGGAAGAGCACACAAAGCUGUUCGCUUCUGAGCAGAGGGUCAGAGACGAACACAGCGCCUCUUUAGAGAGCGCCCUCAUCAGGCUGGAAGAGGAACAACAGAGGUCGGUCAGUCUGGCUGACACCAACGUUCUCCUCCGAGAACAGCUCAGCCAAUCAGAGCAGGCCAACCAGAUACUGAGAGAAGACCUUCAGAAGCUGACAGCUGAUUGGACGAGAGCUGUGGAGGAAGCAGAGCAGAAAGAAGCAGAUUGGCAGAGAGAGAAGGAGUGUGGGCGGGGUCGUGUGGGUCAGCAGCAGGCCCGGUUUCUGGCGGUCUGGAGGUCUGUAGUGGACCUACGGAGACUCUGCCACUCAGUAAAAACAGCUGCUGACAGGGAUCUGUGGCAGCUCAGAGCCGAGUUCUCCAGACUCUCCUCCUCCCUCCUCUUCAGCUGUGACUCUGUCUGCUCCUCCCUGAGAACCAGUGCUCCUCACAACAAACCCUGUGGCCUCCCUCAUCCCUCAUCCAAACAUGUCCUCCCUUCUCCUGACUCAUCUCCACCUCCACUCUCCUCAUCGAUUCUGGGAGUCUUCACCAUGGCAGAGAUCAAAGAAGAGGAGGAGCAGAGAAUGGAGGUGAAGCUCCUCUGUGAUUCUGAAGUGCAUCAGAGGUUGGAGGUGCUCACUACCUCCCUGCAGGAGGACAUGGAGAAGGAGAUGGACAGGCUCAGAGAUACAGAGAGGACUCUGCAGGCUGUCGCUCAGGCUGUUGUCAGACUGUCCAGAGUCCUGAGCAGUAGUGGUUGGACUCUUGCCGUGCCUUCAGACAGUGUCCUCAGCCUGGACCUGUCCUCCCUGCUGUCCGUCCUGUCUCAGACUGAGAGCGUCCUGCAGUGCAGACACAAGGAGCUGCAGGGGGCGGAGCUUAGUGUGAGGAGGCUCAGGGAGGAGAACACGUCUCUGCAGCUCCACCUCAAACAGCUGGAAGACCAGAACCAACACAUGGAUGUCUACACACAGCAGGAGCUGGCACACACGCUGGACACGCUCAACAGAGGGAAUGAGGUGUCGACCUCUCUACGUCUGCAGGUGAAGGAGGUGCAAAACAGAGAGGAGGAAGUAAAGAGAGAGAACAAAAGACUGAGGAAGGAGAGAGACCUCCUUGAGGACAGAAACCAGGAGCUAGAGACGGAGACACACAGACGGGUAGAAGCGGAGCUUCUAGAGAAUGUCCAGCUGUCAGAAAGGGAAACUCAUCAGAAGAUGGAGGUCCUCCGUCUGAAGGCAGUGCUGGAGAGGGAGCAGCUGGACAGGCAGAGAGCAGAGGGUGAAGCUUUAGAUGUCAGAGUUGCGCUGGAGAAGUGCAGGGAGGAGGUGCUGCACCUGUCCUCCUCAGAGACACUGCUGAGACAAGAGGUAGAAAAUGGAAGAAAUGCUCUGGAGAAGAUGUCUGUUCUGAACUCGUCUUUAGUCUCGGACAAAAGAAAUCUGAACCAGCAACUACUGCAGCUGGAGGUGGAGCUGUCAGACAGCCAGUCACAGCUGAGGAGUGUGAGGUCAGAGGUCAUUGCUGUGCAGACAGACGCUAAUGCUUUGAGAAGAGACUGCAGCCGCCUCAG